This is a messenger RNA of Pongo pygmaeus (Bornean orangutan), 4224 nucleotides long. It is a transcript of the gene MMP2, whose product is annotated as matrix metallopeptidase 2. The record is from RefSeq and is a predicted model, not a curated record. The transcript has 13 exons. The coding region runs from base 1666 to 3420 and encodes 584 amino acids. Gene Ontology annotation, cellular component: extracellular matrix. Gene Ontology annotation, biological process: collagen catabolic process; proteolysis; response to hypoxia. Gene Ontology annotation, molecular function: zinc ion binding; metalloendopeptidase activity. Lineage: Eukaryota; Metazoa; Chordata; Mammalia; Primates; Hominidae.
UGCGUAAGUAGGGCCUGAGGAGAGAGGCAGCCCAGGGACCCAUCAAGAUGUCCUUUCCAGUCCAGGGGAUAUCUGCUCCCUUGUUGCCUCGGCCACCCUGCCCUCCAGCCUCCCCCUCAACCUGUCCGGGAGAAGACUCCCAUGCCCUCUUGUCACCCCAGGAACACCUUCAAGAGGGGUCUUUGUGACCUGACCUGUAUAUUGUGAAAUCAGUCCUACCAACCUCCUGUCUCAUUCUGUGACUAAGAAUGCAUGCCUGCCCUCCUGGGAAUGCAGCGCAGCAGGUCUCAGCCUCAUCUUACCCAGCCCCCACUCAAGAUGGAGGUGCCUGGUUUGAACACCUCUGACAAAUGGAAGUCUGUGUUGUCCAGAGGCAAUGCAGUGGGGGCUUAAGAAGAUAGCUCUGGACUUAGACCGCUUGGCUUCAAAUCAAAGAGUGCAUGAACCAACCAGCUGGCCUAGUGAUGAUCUUGGGCAAGUGACUUCUCAGUUUCUUCAUCUGCAAACUGGGAAAUUUCCUAUCUCAGGGUUAAAAGAGAGGUAAUCUUAGGUGCUUACCUAGCACAUGGUAAGUACUCAAUAAGCACUAGCCAUUAUUCCUAUUAUAUUAUUAUUGUUGUUAUGUCCUCGAUUUCCCCUUUCCUAACUACUUCCAACAAGGCUAGGACCAUUGUCAGAAGAUCUCCUGGCUCCUUUCACCAUUCCAACACAAUACUUAUCACAUACUUCAUUUUGUUUUAUUUGUGAUCUAUCAGCCUCCCUGUUAGGAUUUGAACCUUAGAGACAGAGUUGUCUAUCUUGUUCACCAAUUUAUCCUCAGCAGUAGCACUGGGCUUGGUACAUGGUAGGUGUUAAAAAGUAUUUGUUGAAUAAAUAAAUGAGUUGGUUGCUCCCUGAACCUCUGCAGGGACCUGCUCAGUUUUGGCCUCAGUUUGGGCAGGGCCAGUUGUAUGGCUCAUGAAGGGCAGGACUACUUUCUUUUUGCAAAUGGCUGAUUCAGGAUUUAAACCCAGGUCUGUCUACUGCCAGAGCCCAUGCACAUAGUCCUUGAAUCUCUUUAGAAGGAAACAGGAGGAAAAAAGUCCCCAAGUCACCAGCUGCAAGGUAGAUAAAUGAGUUGACAGAGGUAAAGGAAGGAUGUUGGAGUAUCACGUUUCCUAGCACAGGCUCUGGAGCCAGAUUGCUUUGUCCCAAAUCCAAAUCUACCAUUUGUGAACUGUGUGAUCGUAAGCAAGUUUCUUAACCUCUCUGUGCUUCAGUUUCCUCCUCUGUAUAAUAGGGUUAGUAUAUCUACAUUAUAGAGUUUUGAGCGUUAGAUGAGUUAACAUAUUCUGACUUUAGUGCCUGGACAUAUAGUCAGCAUCCAGCACCAACUAGUGGUAGCCAUGCUCUCUGUAGCUGUACGUCCUGUUGCUCAGCUAAUGGGUGACAGUGCUGGUUUGGGAACCCAGUAGUCCACUCAGUGCUCUGGGACCCCCGGCUUAUAUCCUGUCUGGACUGGGUUGGGCGGCUGAUUGCUACAGCCUGCUUUGGUCAAUACUGUGCCAUCCUAAUGUGGCUGCUUGCCUUGGGGGUGUGCAUUUCUUUCAGCAAUACCUGAACACCUUCUAUGGCUGCCCCAAGGAGAGCUGCAACCUGUUUGUGCUGAAGGACACACUAAAGAAGAUGCAGAAGUUCUUUGGACUGCCCCAGACAGGUGAUCUUGACCAGAAUACCAUCGAGACCAUGCGAAAGCCACGCUGCGGCAACCCAGAUGUGGCCAACUACAACUUCUUCCCUCGCAAGCCCAAGUGGGACAAGAACCAGAUCACAUACAGGAUCAUUGGCUACACGCCUGAUCUGGACCCAGAGACGGUGGAUGAUGCCUUUGCUCGUGCCUUCCAAGUCUGGAGUGAUGUGACCCCACUGCGGUUUUCUCGAAUCCAUGAUGGAGAGGCAGACAUCAUGAUCAACUUUGGCCGCUGGGAGCAUGGCGAUGGAUACCCCUUUGAUGGUAAGGACGGACUCCUGGCUCAUGCCUUCGCCCCAGGCACUGGUGUUGGGGGAGACUCCCACUUUGAUGAUGAUGAGCUAUGGACCUUGGGAGAAGGCCAAGUGGUCCGUGUGAAGUACGGGAACGCCGAUGGGGAGUACUGCAAGUUCCCCUUCUUGUUCAAUGGCAAGGAGUACAACAGCUGCACUGACACCGGCCGCAGUGAUGGCUUCCUCUGGUGCUCCACCACCUACAACUUUGAGAAGGAUGGCAAGUACGGCUUCUGUCCCCACGAAGCCCUGUUCACCAUGGGCGGCAACGCUGAAGGACAGCCCUGCAAGUUCCCAUUCCGCUUCCAGGGCACAUCCUAUGACAGCUGCACCACUGAGGGCCGCACGGAUGGCUACCGCUGGUGCGGCACCACUGAGGACUAUGACCGCGACAAGAAGUAUGGCUUCUGCCCUGAGACCGCCAUGUCCACUGUUGGUGGGAACUCAGAAGGUGCCCCCUGUGUCUUCCCCUUCACUUUCCUGGGCAACAAAUAUGAGAGCUGCACCAGCGCCGGCCGCAGUGAUGGAAAGAUGUGGUGUGCAACCACAGCCAACUACGAUGACGACCGCAAGUGGGGCUUCUGCCCUGACCAAGGGUACAGCCUGUUCCUCGUGGCAGCCCACGAGUUUGGCCACGCCAUGGGGCUGGAGCACUCCCAGGACCCUGGGGCCCUGAUGGCGCCCAUUUACACCUACACCAAGAACUUCCGUCUGUCCCAGGAUGACAUCAAGGGCAUUCAAGAGCUCUAUGGGGCCUCUCCUGACAUUGACCUUGGCACCGGCCCCACCCCCACGCUGGGCCCUGUCACUCCUGAGAUCUGCAAACAGGACAUUGUCUUUGAUGGCAUUGCUCAGAUCCGUGGUGAGAUCUUCUUCUUCAAGGACCGGUUCAUUUGGCGGACUGUGACGCCACGUGACAAGCCCAUGGGGCCCCUGCUGGUGGCCACAUUCUGGCCUGAGCUCCCAGAAAAGAUUGAUGCGGUAUACGAGGCCCCACAGGAAGAGAAGGCUGUGUUCUUUGCAGGGAAUGAAUACUGGAUCUACUCAGCCAGCACCCUGGAGCGAGGGUACCCCAAGCCACUGACCAGCCUGGGACUGCCCCCUGAUGUCCAGCGAGUGGAUGCCGCCUUUAACUGGAGCAAAAACAAGAAGACAUACAUCUUUGCUGGAGACAAAUUCUGGAGAUACAAUGAGGUGAAGAAGAAAAUGGAUCCUGGCUUCCCCAAGCUCAUCGCAGAUGCCUGGAAUGCCAUCCCCGAUAACCUGGAUGCUGUCGUGGACCUGCAGGGCAGCGGUCACAGCUACUUCUUCAAGGGUGCCUAUUACCUGAAGCUGGAGAACCAAAGUCUGAAGAGCGUGAAGUUUGGAAGCAUCAAAUCCGACUGGCUAGGCUGCUGAGCUGGCCCUGGCUCCCACAGGCCCUUCCUCUCCACUGCCUUCCAUACACCGGGCCUGGAGCACUAGAGAAGGACCCAGAGGGGCCUGGCAGCCGUGCCUUCAGCUCUACAGCUAAUCAGCAUUCUCACUCCUACCUGGUAAUUUAAGAUUCCAGAGAGUGGCUCCUCCCGGUGCCCAAGAAUAGAUAGAUGCUGACCGUACUCCUCCCAGGCACCCCUUCCCCCUCCAAUCUCACCAACCCUCAGAGCCACCCCUAAAGAGAUACUUUGAUAUUUUCAAUGCAGCCCUGCUUUGGGCUGCCCUGGUGCUGCCACACUUCAGACUCUUCUCCCUUCACAACCUUCUGUGGCUCACAGCACCCUUGGAGCCAAUGGAGACUGUCUCAAGAGGGCACUGGUGGCCCAACAGCCUGGCAUAGGGCAGUGGGAUAGGGGCAUGGCCAGGUGGCCACUCCAAACCCCUGGCUUUUCACUGCUGGCUGCCUUAGAACCUUUCUUACAUUAGCAGUUUGCUUUGUAUGCACUUUGUUUUUUUCUUUGGGUCUUGUUUUUUUUUUUUCCACUUAGAAAUUGCAUUUCCUGACAGAAGGACUCAGGUUGUCUGAAGUCACUGCACAGUGCAUCUCAGCCCACAUAGUGAUGGUUCCCCUGUUCACUCUGUUUAGCAUGUCCCUACCGAGUCUCUUCUCCACUGGAUGGAGGAAAACCAAGCCGUGGCUUCCCGCUCAGCCCUCCCUGCCCCUCCCUUCAACCGUUCCCCAUGGGAAAUGUCAACAAGUAUGAAUAAAGACACCUGUUGAGUGGC